Molecule: messenger RNA, 7495 nt
Organism: Coregonus sp. 'balchen'
Lineage: Eukaryota; Metazoa; Chordata; Actinopteri; Salmoniformes; Salmonidae
Source: the annotation of a GenBank genome assembly
CGGAAGACGAAAGAUGGAGGCGGCUGUGUUCAUUCUAUCGCUGGUUGACUGCUGUGCUUUGAUUUUUCUGGCGGUGUACUUCGUAUCCUUUUCUUGAACAUGACCUAAUACGUUGUGUACUGGAUCUCUAUUAGUAUUCUUUGUUACAAUCAAUACGUUCUAGCGCUCGUGCUUUGUGGGUACCUCUCUGUGCCCAGACAAGUGCUAGUUAACGUUGGCCGUGAUUUAACCAUGAUCAUACCAAUCCGUGCUGCUCUGUCUUGCCAGAAAGGGCCAGUUAGCAAACGCCCUAUUCGUCCUUUGCACUGUAAAAUGUCGAUCUUCUGGCUGUCAACAGUAGCGUUGACAUAUUUUAGAUGCAGUGUCUGCUGCUUGUUUUUUUCUAGCAAAAGUUCAGUGGUUAAAAUUUAGACUGUCAGUCCUAGUUACUCACGCAUUCCUAAGUAUUCAAUGGCUUGAGUUAGUUGACAUUAAGAAUAUAGACAAACUGUUACUGUAUAGCUAGCCUGAUACAUCUCUGCCCAGACAGUUUACAUACCUUAACUUCAUGAAUAGAUAAUUACCCUCUCCGACCUAGAAUGUGACUACAUCAAUGCACGAGCCUGCUGUUCGAAGUUAAACAGAGUAAGCACAGUUGUAAUUUCAAAUAAAAAAUGUUGCAUGUACACGCAGCUAGCUAUGCUAGCUAGCUCUCGAGAACCAAGGGAGCAUAGCCUCCCCUUAGGGCUCGGUUAAAGGUGUGGACCACAGCAGGCUCACUGUAAACUAUAAUCCCGACACUGCUUUAACGGUUAAAAACAUUAUUACAUCUCGUUAGCGAUAUGGUUUUGGAAACCCUUUGGGAUUUCACUUUAACAUCAGCAAUAAAUAAUAUUUCAAAUACCAAAAUAUACACUUGCAAAUCGAGCAUCACCGGGCCACAUUUGGAGUGCCGCCGUUUCCCAAUGUUCUUGAGCUUGGGAUUUAGUUUUAAGUAAUUGUUGCAUAUGGCAGAGCACCCAGCUAAUAAAGCGAGAUAACCCACCUUGUUACCCACUCCACAAAGCUGGGAGGCAGCCUGUGGUCAAAACGACUGCAAUCAUUUUUUACCCAGUUAAACUCCUCCUACCGGGUCAACCGGGCUAGCUAAAUCGAACUCCCUCCAUUGGAACAUUACAUUCCUUCUGGAAGCGUUUUUUUUUUUUCUCAGCUGCGUGUAUUUUUGCUAAACUGUGUACAGUAAGUGUAUCUUUUGUGUAUUUUCAUCGCUGAUAUUAAAGUUAAAGCUGCAAUAUGUAACUUUUUGGGACACUGGGCUAAAUUCACAUAGAAAUGUGUGUUAUAGAUCUGUCAUUCUCAUAGACAUCAAGUCUAAGAAGAGGUCGAUCUGUUCAAUGUACGCACUUCUAUGCUUUCCUUCACGUUUAGUUUUAGCAUCUUUUAGGUUUUGUACACCAUCUUCAUUCAAACAGCUGAAAAUACAAAAAUUUUGGUUAUGGAAAAGAUUUCAUAGCGGUUUAGAUGGUACAAUGAUUAUCUACACUAUACUUGCUUGUUUUGUCAGAAACUGAAAUUAAGCUAAAUUAGAAUUUUAGCAACCAGGAAAUGGCGGAUCAUCUUUAUUAAGUUCCAAAUGUUACCAAAACCCUAUCGCAAGCGAGGCGUAUUUACGUUUAGAUAGAGCAUUUGAGUAGGGUCAGGACAUUUCCCACUGCAAAAAGGGAUGUGCAAUGCCAUAGAGCCCCACAGUGGAGGUGUCAUAAUACCUAACGGUCAAUCAGGGAAGUGGUUCCAAUCAUUUUCCACCAUUCAUUUUUCCCAUAGGGGAUUUUAGAAACACUUAAAAUAAGGGCUGUGUUUUGUGUAGGUUUACCCUGGCGUGAUGUUUUGAUAACCAUGUAAAUCUCUCUCGGACAAGGUGACUUAUCAAUAUAUUACUGAAUGUGCACUAUCCUCAAACAAUAGCAUGGUAUUUUUUUAGCUGUAAUAGCUACUGUAAAUUGGACACUGCAUUUAGAUUAACAAGAAUUUAAGCUUUCUGCCCAUAUAAGACAUGUCUAUGUCCCAGAAAUUUGGCUGUUGUUUACAAAGCCAUUCUAGUCACAAAUCGCAUAUUGAGCAGCAACUGUCCCGGUAUAGGGACACUGAUCCUGUAGUUAAGGGAGUGAACAUUAUUUAUAAUAAGGGUUACAUGGAGAAAAUCAGACCUCUGAAAUGAAAAUGGAUGGCCUUCCCUUCAGCAAAAUAUAUUUUACCUAAACCCUCCCUGAAUGAAAAAAAAAACAACAACAAAAAACUCCCCUAUACCCAAAAUAAUAAUUAAAACAUAAAGUGGAUAGCUGAGAACAUGCCUACCGUUUACCCUCACUUCUUGGACAAAACAGAGCCUUAGAUAUGGAGUUAUAGAAACUGUUCUUCGUCCUGUAAGCAUUACAUGGCAACGCAGGAAUUUUCAUAGCGCACAGGGCAGUGGGCCAGAAGGUUGUGGGUUCUCAGACCACCGUGGACAACACAAGAGUAGGGGUGGAAAUAUCUCCUUUAUAGUAAAUGCAUUGCAUGAAUCUAUUAUCAUGUUUGCAGGUCUGAGGAAAAAAUAGCCAUUUAUAAACAUUUCAUGCAAUUCUACGUCAUUUUACAUAAUAGCAGAAACUUUUUUAAUACCACACAAAUUACCAAAAUUACAGGCUAAGAAUGGACAGAGAGAUAGGCCUAUGUGUUCAUCUUAUCAUAUUUCUCUAAUGCCAAAUCAGUGUGUCUUGUUUGCAACAAAACUGUCCCUGUUUGCAAAUAAUUAAAUCUGAGACGUCAUUAGGAAUCUGAAUUAGAUUACUUCCCAAGCAAAGUAAAUGUUGUCUCCUAGGCUAUAGAAGGUUGUAGCUCAGCCUCUGAAUGUUAAAUAAACGAAACAAUGAUAUCCCCAUAUGCAUCGGAGUCACGUCUUUCCCGGGUAUUUUACAGCUUACAUAAAGCAUCGCGGACCAAAGCGAUGUUAUAGAUCACUUUAUAUAAUCAGAUCCGUUUUAUUUUCUUCAAUAUCUUACGCUUUUUACCAUUUUCUUUAAUAAAAGGUAGGCAUACGGCAUACCCUCUCAUACCGCCUCAAUUCAAAUCUUGGUUUUAACUUAACAGCCCUUCACUGACACAGAGGUAGGCUAUUUAAUGAGUGCAUGGUGGGUGGAGGAAUUGACUGACGAAUCUAUGGAUAUAGCAGCCUAUAGCCUAAUUUCAUCUGUCAAACAGGAAGGCCUAUCUCUUUUUUUUUUUUUUAUAGGAAGAAAUAGGCUCCACAAAGCCCUCUUCUUGUUAGUAAAGUGUAAUUAAAAUUAAGGUUGAAAUGAAUUUGCCUACUUUCAGCACCAUGAGCUGUCCUUUUCUGAUAGAUUGUGCCACUGCAAUUUUCAGCACCACAAUGUAUGUUACUCAAAUCUGGCUUAUUGUGAGGUCAAUAACUCUGAUAAAUACAUAAUGGGCAAGAAACAUAUUGUUUUUAAUAAAAUCAAUUAUAGUAAUAGUAGCAAGCUAUCAAAGUUGACCUCUGGUAUUUCAUCUUCGCGCUCUCCAUCUCAAACUGAACUGAACAGAACAUAGGCUAUAGGCUAGUCCACGCGCAAGAUAGUGCAUUUUCUUUGGACUAGGCCUAAUAAAAAAAAACAUUCGGAAGAAGCCUUUGACUCUCCUGAACUGCCACCGUAGGGCUACACAGCACAGCCAUUGGUUAGACAGCACAAAAUAAAACAUUUUUGAUCAGCAAAAGCAGAGCAGACUGGGGCUCAGGGUUGGAAUGUCCAUAGCAGUGUGUAAUGCAGCCUAGUUGUAUUUACACCAUCCCAGAAAAUAUCUUAGAAAUAUAACUUUGCUCUGUGCUUCUCCGAGCAUGCACUUCGUAGCCUAUAGGCUAUGGAUCAUUUUGAUUGAGACCACACUAAAUAGCCUAUAGAGAAUCACAGAUAAGGGGCGGCAUCGGGCACACAUUGAUACAUAGCCUAAUAAGCAACUACUUCUAAAACACAGAGAAAUAUUGACAUUUCAUCAAUUACAAAUUACAUGACCCUCCACUGUACUAGAUUAAAAAAAAAUACUAAACCCUCCCCUUGACUGAAAUUGAAAAAGCAUGACCCUCCCCCAUUUUCCUCCAGGUAACCAUUCUGUAAAUGUCGAUCCAUCCCUAAAUCCGUUUGAGUUCAAAUCACUUUUUGGCAGGAUCCCUUUUGAUUUAAACAAAACUUUCCAUAUAUGUUUGCCCAUGGAAAAAGUGGUCAGAAAGUGACUUUUUGGACCUCAUUGCCAAAAGGUUCAGGAGAUAAAGGUGCUCAGAUUUUACCAAUUUUGCAUACCCCACCAUACCAUGAGACAUCCAUGUCUUCUUCACUGGAAAAAAUAGUUGAGUUUGAUAUAAUUUAAAAGCUUACAAACAGUGAUGUCAAACUAUUUUAUUAUUUCUUGGAAAAAUAUUUUUGGAAUACAAAUUGACAUUUUAAAACCUUUAACGUCAAUUAUCAAAAAACAUGUGAACUCCAAAUUUUUUCAUAUUCUCAUAUGUCGUAGCUUAGAUCCUAUUUCGCAUCAUCUGAGGUCUUUGUGUUGUGCCCGCCAUCGGUUGAGAUACAUUUACUCUUGAAAACAGAGUGGGUGUCAUUUCAAUCAUAGAAAUAGAAGUCAUAGAAUGGAACUAUCCCUUCAGACCACUGCAAUUUAGCUGGUACACUAUUGACAUUUAAAUUGAAUUGACAUUUUAACUUCUAAUUGCUACCACAAAGAUGACCGCGCCCACCGUCGACUGUCAACUUAAAUAGACAUGUAUAUUCUAUUGUCUAUAUUACUAUGAUUUCAAUAGGUUUCCUAUGGAGGAUUGACAGUAUAAUUUAAAACAACAGAUAUUCAAGUCAACGUCCUCUGAUGUGUGCACCUCCAACCAUCUUUGUGGUACCAUUUGAAAUGUGACAUUUCAAUUUUAUUCCCAUUUUAGUACAUUUAUCAGCCAAAACAUGACACCCACCCUGUAUUCAAGAGCAUGUUGUGUCUUAACCGAUGACACAACACUAAAAUCUUAGACUAUGUAAAAUAGGCUCUAAGCUACAACAUAUGCAAAUAGCUUUUUUAGACAAUUAACAUUAAAGGUAAAAAAAUGACAUUAUAAAAAUAAAUCCAGAAAUUAUCAAACAAUUUGACAACCCUGUUUGGAAGCUUUUAAAUUGUAUACAUCUCAACCGUUUAUCUUUUCCAGUGAUGACAACAUGGUGGGGUGGUAUGGUAUGGUGGGGUAUGCAAACUUUGAGCACCUUCAUGUCGUGAAUGUCACUUUCUACAAUGGCUAAAUAGGCCCAUGUAUGGAAGGUUCCGUUCAAAUCAAAAGGGGUGCAGUCAAAAAGGAUUUGAAUUCAAAUGGAUUUACCCUAUAUGUAGUUAGUCACUUUCAGCUUCCUGACUUACACGUCAUAUCUGUGGCCCGUUAUCUCCAGUUGUCUUUUUUAUUUCUUGUGUCCUGUAUGCUUGUGCUCAUAUACUUUUUCAUAAUGUGUAUCUGCAGUGGGUUGUACCAGAGCUGGUAGGCCAGGUCCUGGCAGCAGUGCUGAUGCUUGUCUCCCUGCACUGGUUUAUCUUCCUACUCAACCUGCCUGUGGCUGCCUGGAACAUGUACAGGUAAGUACGCUGUACCUAUCCUAUCCCGGCAAUGUUUGAGAUGACGACUGAAUGUUAAUGAUCAACGGCAACGUAUUUUCUUAUGUGAAAAGUAAAGACACUUUUAUGUCUGAGGAGUGAGGGGGUCCACUCAGAGGUGUCAUCAGUGGCUGUGUGUAAGCCUUACGAUACAAUAUACUUUAUUUUUCAUUUCAUGACGUCGGCAUACAAACACAAUAUAUUACAUGCAGUACAUUUACAUUUUCACAUAUUCUACUGUCCGACCGUGUAUUGGGCAUGCAUCUGUCCUAUGUCCCACUGUUCAGCAGGCUGUUGGAAUGAAACUUGCCUUGCUCCUAUGCUUACUGAACAAUGGGACCCCCCAGCAGUUCAAAACGUUGGCCAAGAUUGUGUGUGGGGUCCUCUAUGAUGCGCUUGGCCUUGUCCCUUGCCUGUUUAUCAUAGUGGCUCUGAAGCCCCCUGCAUUGCAGCGCGCAGAGCUUGGACCCCAGGUUCACAGUCCGCCUGAGGAUACCCAUAUUAGCCACUGAAUGCCCACCAUACCAGGCCAGGAAACAGAAAGUCAGGACACUCUCUAUAUGGCUGGUGUAGUAGUUGGAGAGUUAUCUAGGUGUUGACAUUCAGUUGUCUCAGUCUGUGCAAGAGGUACAGUCGUGGUUGGUAUUCUUUAUUGAUGGUUUGAGUGUUGGCAUUAAAAGAGGGUUUGCUGUCCAUGAUGGUUCCCAGAUACCUACAACUCUUUCUCUUCACCACCCAGGACUAGGUGUCUCACUGAGUCUGCCUUCCUCCAGAAAUCAGUGAGCAGUUAUUUUUGUUUUGUUGAGUUUGAGGUAGUUGUUAUUGCACCAGUCAUGAACCCUGUUUACUUCUGUUUGGAAAUGCAGUGUGUCAUCUGAGGGUGCCUGGCGGCGUCAUCUUCAUAUUUCACUGCCAAGCAGUUCCUGUCGGAGCCUUUAAGGUCAUUGGUGUAUAUGAAGAACAGCACUGGAGAGAUGACAGUUCCUUUUGGGGAACCGGUAGAUGUACACAGAGGAAGGGAUGUUGUGUUGUUGAACUUGACACACUGCCCCCUGUUCAGCAGGAAGUCCAGCACCCACAAGUAAUACUAUAACAACCCUAGCCCAUGUAAGCCCCUUACAAACUCCCCAGCUCUUAGCGAUAUAGCCCACCCCCAAGCUGUUUACUACAAUGCUAUGGUUGUUCUUGUGCUGUAUAUGUGCUAUUUUGUCUUGAGUGUUGUUGGUUUUCCUCUACUCUAUUGUUUAUCUGACAGGGUUUUGAAGGUGCCCAUGGGAAACAUGGGGGUGUUUGACCCCACUGAGAUCCACAACCGAGGACAACUAAAGUCUCACAUGAAAGAGUCCAUGAUCAAACUCGGCUUCCACCUGCUCUGCUUCUUCAUCUACCUGUACAGGUAAGAGACUGUCUCUUGCUGUCUGGGAUUUGAUAUGCUAGUUUUCAUAUGCUAGCCGCUGUCAUAUGCUACAGUACUAACAUAGCUAAUCUUACUGCUCCUUUAUUUAUUGCUUAGUACAGGAUAACUUUGAUGUUUAGCCUGAGAUUAAGUUUGGUUCUAAAGUAGUUUCUUCACUUGUCACACGCUUCCUUUCUCCUCCACAGCAUGAUCCUGGCACUGAUCAACGAUUGAGAUCCCCAUGGCCGUUUUAAUCCAAAUCACAAACUAUUCAGUAUGUGGCGUUCAAUAUGUCCUGGUCCUCAGUCCUCUUCACAGCUGGAGCCACAUGACAUUACACUCCCCUGGACACCUAAUCAUUCCUCAGACCCCCUCCCCAUGAUGUAAUUCUGUGUUCUCAUAACUGCCCUGGAAUUGUGUGUGUGUGCUCGCUUGUGCACGUGUGUGUGUGUGUGUGUGUGU